AUGCCAGGCAGGUUGAUCAUGGAUCAACAAGGAGCGAUCGGGUCGCAGGACCUGAAGAAAGAUCGCAGCCAGGCACAAAUAGCAAGCCUCCCUAAGAAGCCAGACUUUGCACAGCAUACACCUGCGCCGCAGGUCAAUGGCCCCAUGACUCCUGCAGUCAAUGGCUCAAUCCCCAAUGGCACAUCCACGCACAACGCGCCUUCCACAGUGACGAACGGAUCUGGCAUGGCUGCGGACACGGCCAUGUCCGGGAUGGAAGCUCCGCCGGAGCUCGACCAAUCAUGGCAGGAGAAUCGCGAAGUGUGGAAGUCGAUGGGCAAGAUGAUCGAGCGGACGGCGCAAGCAUGUUACUCAGAUCUGCUUGACACCGUCAACAGGCUCCAUGAGACGCCGCUGGUAGUACCGGCAGCUCAGCCAAAUGGGGCUGCUCCGCAAGUGAAUGACACAUCACAAGACAGCAUCAACAAGAAGCGGAUUAUUAUGGACUUUGCUAAAGGCCAGCGGGAUCGUUUCAUGAAGAGUGCUGUCCUUGUAGCCUGGGCCAAGACCACCGGCGACGCUAUGAGCACGCUCAUCGAUGUCAGGUAUGCGCAGAGUAAAGAACAAAAUGCACAAGACACGGCGAUCUGGCGUAUUGGCGACUCGAAAAAGGCAACAGAAAUCGUAAAGCAGCGAAGUCCGAAUAUCCAGGGCGCACUUGACCUUCUAGCCACUGGCAAAGCGAGCCACUUGCCUGGCCUCAACUUCGUGCAACCGAAGCGCAUGUCUGCCAAACAACUACUCAAGACAUUACAAGGCAUGAAUGUGACGCUCGCAACGCGGCUGAACCUUCACGAAGACUUACCAGUUCAUUUCAAUGACUUCCGCAUCGCCAAUGGGCGAGCGACGUUUCGAGUACCUGGAGAGUUUGAGGUUGACCUUUCAGUAGCAGACGAGGAGCCGACCAGCCAGUUCUACCUGAUCGAUAUCCGAUUCCUGUUCGUUCCAGCGCCCAUUGGACUGCAUGAAGCUCUUCGUGCCCAAUUGGAGCUCAGGGCGAACGCCGAGCUCAGUGCGAAAGGCCUGCAGGGCUGCUACGACUUUUUGCAUAACUUUGUUCUGACGCACAAAAUCAACGUGCUCAAGAGUCAGGUUGCGAAGUUAGCACAAGAGAAGUGGUUCGAUUGUCUCAGUGUGCAAACACAUCGCCGAGUGAUCACUUUGCAGUACUGGACCGCCGUGCCUGGCCGCAAAAGCUGGCUAGAGAUCGGCGUGGCGACCGGCAAGGAUGCCGCGCGACGAUUCAGGCGCACCCCUAAUCCGCAGCUGUCAAUCCGAUGGUUCAGGCGAGGAGAAGAGAUGAAGGAUACCAAGCUGGAUAUCGAUUGGCUCAAUCUGGAUGUCGAACAGAUCUUGUCUGAGGUUGUCGCGAGACACAUAUCGUGGUCGCUAACCUCAAUCAAAGACCGCUUACAGGCGCUGGCGGGUCCAGAAUCGAAGCUCGACAUGCAUCUUGACACAUCCGAAAGCGUGCCCGAGGAUUGCUCUUUGCGGCUAUCAAUUGCUGGCCUCCAAGAUGCCGUUGUGGUGCGACAAGAGCCGGUGACAGGCAAGCUGUCCGUUUCGCCGCCUAACCAGCGAGCCACCAGAUGCGAGCUAGCUAUCAAUUCGAACGAACAGGUAGAUACAGCAACAGUACUUGCGAGCGCACUGUGUGAUAUGAUGAAAGAUCGCGUUGAUGUGGUUGCCAGUAUCGCUGGCUGGAGCCAACUCCGGGAAGAGUUCGCGAAGGAUAGUCUGAAGCAAGCUUUCGGAAACGCGUCCAUCAGAGCAUACAUGUGCAGCGGAGGCUGGGGCAAGCAAUGGGCACUCUUCGCGACUUUCUCAUUGGUCGGAGAGAAGUGGUGGGUAGUGCGACUUGCGGACAAACCCAGUGCGGAUAGGCCUGGCAACACGAGGGCCAUUGCAGAGACACGAGCGAUCCCAACUCAGGAUCGACCGUUUGGGCAGACCGCUCUUUCACGUACUGCAUUGCUGCAAAUUGAACAAGCAGCGGCAGCGGAAGUGUCUUGUGCUGUCCUUACGCAGCAGCUCGCGAUGGCUGGCAUUCGACACAAGACCGAUGGGCUUGCGCCAAUAUCCCUGCACGAAGCCUCGGCAACAUUGGACGACAGCAUUCGCGAGUCUUCGGUUUUCCUGGCAAAUUGCACCUUCUUGAAGCACACAUCCGGCAAACACUCGACCAUCACAUCGUUGCGAGUCACUCACAACGGACUGAUGGCUAAUAUGCCUACAGCGGAUGAAGAGCCGGCAAUGGCCAGAUAUGAUCUGCGCUUGACUGUGGACCAAGGGCAGCUCAAGUAUCUCCGGGAGUACCUGACCACGAAGGGUCGAAACGCGGACGUCGCUAUGAACGCGUCUGGCGCAUUGGCUCUUAGGCUACGCACACCGUUUGGAGCGCCGUAUCUCGAUCAGAUUUACGCACGACUGAAGGCUUGCCAGCGACUGAAUAGCUUCAUUGCUAAUAUCAAUGCCUCAAAGUUCAGAGCGACCAACGUCAGUCUGUCCAGACUAUCAUUUGUGUACAACGAGUCGCCCGAGCUCACUGCGACUAUCCUGCUCGCUAAUGAUAGUGGCUCACCUGCGACACUUGCCCUGGAACCCAAGGCCAGCAAUCCCCAAUUCAGAGCGCGGAUAGUCUUCGAGAAGUUGCUCAACAUGAUCAUCGACAAGGGUACAAGCUUUGCGGCCUUAUGUCAGACUUUACAAAUUUCUCUGCCCGUGCUGCACACUCUGGACAAGCUAGAAACCGCGCAUCUGUCUCCAAAGGACACGUUCAUUCAUAUCCGGCAUCCGACACUUUAUACGAUCGAGUACAGGGCACCAUUGCCAGCUUUGAAUAUCAACAUCUUGAUGCAAGACAGGAGAACAAGCAACGGUCUCGUCCGAGCUUGGAGUAUAUCUACGAGCCUUCCAAAGGACGGAAUCUCGGCUUCUGCUGUUGGCAAAGCGCUCGUGGAGCUGUCGAAGUUUCAGGGUGAUUCUUGGCAUGGGCUGGGAGACGGAUCCUUUGUGGCCUUGCUGAAAGGCGCCGCCAAAGCCAUCGAGCAGAUUGAUCAGACUGUGCGAAGCUCUGCGAAUGCAGCCACAACCGCAACUACGAACGCCACGAGACAGGGCGAAGCAUCUCAUGCUGCACCGAAGCCGCAGGCGCCGGCACAACAGAAGUCUCUACCCAAUACUGGGUCUACCAGUGCGAAGACGGCAACGAGCGCCAAGGGUGGCGCGAAGGGCAACGUCCCGACGACAAAUGGCAGACCUGCACCUAAGCCCAAUGUCACGAGAGUUAAGAACGAGAUCAUUGAGCUUGACUAG
This is a messenger RNA of Fulvia fulva, 3354 nucleotides long. Its product is annotated as Mediator of RNA polymerase II transcription subunit 14. Gene Ontology annotation, cellular component: mediator complex; core mediator complex. The coding region runs from base 1 to 3354 and encodes 1117 amino acids. The record is from RefSeq and is a predicted model, not a curated record. The transcript has a single exon. Gene Ontology annotation, biological process: regulation of transcription by RNA polymerase II. NCBI's taxonomy places the organism in Eukaryota, Fungi, Ascomycota, Dothideomycetes, Mycosphaerellales, Mycosphaerellaceae. Gene Ontology annotation, molecular function: transcription coregulator activity.